This is a messenger RNA of Dichomitus squalens LYAD-421 SS1, 793 nucleotides long. RefSeq names its product histone-fold-containing protein. NCBI's taxonomy places the organism in Eukaryota, Fungi, Basidiomycota, Agaricomycetes, Polyporales, Polyporaceae. The record is from RefSeq and is a predicted model, not a curated record. Bases 32 to 658 code for a protein of 208 amino acids. Gene Ontology annotation, molecular function: protein heterodimerization activity. Gene Ontology annotation, biological process: regulation of DNA-templated transcription. Gene Ontology annotation, cellular component: nucleus. The transcript is spliced from 4 exons.
GCCACACUCUCCGCGAACCGGACUCACCGUCAUGGCCACAUCGCCUGAACGCCCACAACAGCUCGUCGCCGAAGAGGAUCCAGCACCCAUUGAGAUGGAGCCUGCUGCAGAAGACAGCCAGCCUACGGGAGAAACGUCAACAGAGAACGCGAAACCGAAGAAAGCCAAGUCAUCAGCGUCCGAGCCUCUCAAGCGUGAACCGGGAAAGUCGUUAUUCCCAUACUCUCGCAUACAGAAGAUAUUGAAGGAGGACACGGAGCUCAUCAUGGUCCAGCGAGAAGCAGUCUUCGCCAUUUCAAGGGCGACCGAGGAGUUCGUCGCGAGGCUCGCCGAAGCUUGUCAGCGCGCAGCAGCGAGGGACGGGAGGGCGACCGUGCAGCACAAGGACCUUGUAACGUGUGUACGACGGGCAGACGAGUUCGCUUUCCUCGAAGACCUGCUUCCAUGGAUAGAGCCAGAGUCUGCGUCUACCACAAAACAAGGCAAGGGAAAAAGCGGAAGGACAAAGGAUGAGACAUCAAAGGACAAGAAAGCACCAACCACGCUCGACCAGUUCGUCCGGUCUGGGAAGGACGAUUCGCAGGAACCACCGGGAGAGGUAUUGGUGAAUGAGGAUGGGACGUUGUCAGGAGGAGGGCCGUCGGAGGAAACGUCGUGAUCACAGGCUUGAUUGCUUGGGCUUGGGUGUAACAUAGUGAGUCGGGCCUCAUGUGGUGUUCAAUUCCUCUGAAGUGACCUAUGUGGCGGCGCAAGUAUCCCGUCCUGUGGGUCCUAAAAGGCUGUACAAUAUACC